Sphaerodactylus townsendi is the source of this 4244-nucleotide messenger RNA. It is a transcript of the gene AP2A1, whose product is annotated as adaptor related protein complex 2 subunit alpha 1. The record is from RefSeq and is a predicted model, not a curated record. Gene Ontology annotation, biological process: intracellular protein transport; clathrin-dependent endocytosis. Gene Ontology annotation, molecular function: clathrin-cargo adaptor activity. Gene Ontology annotation, cellular component: AP-2 adaptor complex; membrane coat. The transcript is spliced from 24 exons. Lineage: Eukaryota; Metazoa; Chordata; Lepidosauria; Squamata; Sphaerodactylidae. The coding region runs from base 104 to 3046 and encodes 980 amino acids.
GGCUUGCCAAUCGAAUCGCUCCGGGUCGGUUCGGUGCUUCUGGGCCAGGUUCGGGCGCGGAGCGGAACGGAGCAGCGCCGGGUCCCGAUCCGCUACCGCCACCAUGCCGGCCGUUUCCAAGGGAGACGGGAUGCGGGGCCUGGCUGUGUUCAUCUCCGACAUCCGGAACUGUAAGAGCAAAGAGGCCGAAAUCAAGCGCAUCAACAAGGAACUGGCCAACAUCCGCUCCAAAUUCAAAGGAGAUAAAGCCUUGGACGGUUACAGCAAGAAAAAAUAUGUCUGCAAGCUGCUCUUCAUCUUCCUGCUGGGCCACGACAUCGAUUUUGGACACAUGGAAGCCGUCAACCUGCUUAGCUCCAAUAAGUACACGGAGAAGCAAAUUGGCUACCUGUUCAUUUCGGUGCUGGUGAACUCCAACAGCGAGCUGAUCCGCCUCAUCAACAACGCCAUCAAGAACGACCUCGCGAGUCGCAACCCCACCUUCAUGUGCCUGGCCUUGCACUGCAUUGCAAACGUGGGCAGCCGUGAGAUGGCAGAGGCCUUUGCCUCUGAGAUCCCCCGCAUCCUGGUGGCCGGUGACACCAUGGACAGCGUGAAGCAGAGUGCGGCCCUGUGCCUCUUGCGCCUUUACAAGACUUCCCCAGACUUGGUGCCCAUGGGCGAGUGGACGUCGCGAGUGGUGCACCUCUUGAACGAUCAGCACAUGGGGGUGGUGACUGCGGCCGUGAGCCUCAUUGCCUGCCUCUGCAAGAAGAAUCCCGACGACUUCAAGACCUGCGUCUCCCUGGCCGUCUCCCGACUCAGCAGGAUUGUGUCUUCAGCCUCCACGGACCUCCAGGACUACACCUAUUACUUCGUGCCAGCCCCCUGGCUCUCCGUCAAGCUUUUGAGGCUUCUGCAAUGCUAUCCUCCUCCAGAAGAUGCAGCUGUGAAAGGGCGCCUGGUUGAGUGCCUGGAGACGAUCCUCAACAAGGCCCAGGAGCCGCCCAAGUCCAAGAAGGUCCAGCAUUCCAACGCCAAGAACGCCAUCCUUUUCGAAGCCAUCAGCCUCAUCAUCCACUAUGACAGUGAACCCAACCUGUUGGUGCGGGCCUGUAACCAGCUAGGGCAGUUCCUACAGCAUCGUGAGACCAACCUGCGAUACCUGGCGCUGGAGAGCAUGUGCACGCUGGCCAGCUCUGAAUUCUCCCACGAAGCUGUCAAGACGCACAUUGAGACGGUCAUCAAUGCCCUCAAGACGGAGCGAGACGUGAGCGUACGCCAGCGGGCCGCCGACCUCCUCUAUGCCAUGUGUGACCGCACAAAUGCCAAGCAGAUAGUCUCGGAGAUGCUUAGCUACCUGGAGACAGCGGAUUACUCCAUCCGUGAGGAGAUUGUUUUGAAGGUGGCCAUCCUGGCCGAGAAAUACGCAGUGGACUACAGUUGGUAUGUGGAUACCAUCCUCAAUUUGAUCCGUAUCGCCGGGGACUAUGUGAGCGAGGAGGUGUGGUACCGCGUCAUCCAGAUAGUCAUCAACCGGGAUGAUGUGCAGGGCUACGCUGCCAAGACGGUCUUUGAGGCCCUGCAGGCUCCUGCCUGUCACGAGAACAUGGUGAAAGUUGGAGGUUACAUCCUAGGGGAGUUUGGAAACCUCAUUGCAGGAGAUCCUCGCUCCAGCCCUCUCGUGCAGUUCAACCUGCUGCACUCCAAGUUCCACCUGUGCAGCGUAUCCACACGGGCCCUGCUUCUCUCAACCUACAUCAAGUUCAUCAACCUCUUCCCCGAGACCAAGGGCACCAUCCAGGAAGUACUGCGCUCGGACAGCCAGAUCCGCAACGCCGAUGUGGAGCUGCAGCAGCGAGCCGUCGAGUACCUCAAGCUCAGCUCUAUCGCCAGCACCGAUGUCUUGGCCACGGUGCUGGAGGAGAUGCCUCCAUUCCCCGAACGCGAGUCGUCCAUCCUGGCUAAGCUCAAGAAGAAGAAGGGCCCUGGAGCCGGGAGCGAGCUAGACGAUGGCAAGAAGGACCCCAACUCUGAGAUCAACGGGGGCAUGGAGCCCUCGACCAGCACAGCUUCUACGCCGUCCCCGUCUGCUGACUUGCUAGGCCUCCGGGCAGCUCCCGGUGCUGCCUCCGGUGCCGCCUCCGGUGCCGGGAACCUUCUGGUGGACGUUUUCUCUGACAGCCCCUCAGGCGCGACUGGCCUCGUGUCCAGUGCUGAAGAUAACUUCCUUAGUGACUUGGAGCCACCUCCCGAGAGUCCCGCGUCCCUUUGGGUGGAUGGUGGUCUGCCUGCAGACUCAGGGGCUGCUGCUUCUGUCUCUGAGGAUCCCGCUUUGCCUAUUGCUGAGGCUGAUGAACUGCUUAACAAGUUUGUGUGUAAGAACAAUGGGGUGCUCUUCGAGAACCAGCUGCUGCAAAUUGGGGUGAAAUCCGAAUUCCGGCAGAACUUAGGCCGAAUGUAUCUCUUCUACGGGAACAAAACGUCUGUUCAGUUUCAGAGCUUCACCCCGACUGUCAGCUACCCAGGAGACCUGCAAAAUCUGCUCAACAUCCAGACGAAAGCGGUGGAGCCCCUGGUGGAAGGCGGGGCCCAGGUUCAGCAGGUCUUGAACAUCGAGUGCCUGAGCGACUUCACAGAGGCUCCCCUCAUCAACAUCAAAUUUCGGUACGGUGGAACACUGCAGAAUCUCACGCUCAAACUGCCCAUCACCGUCAACAAGUUUUUCCAGGCGACAGAGAUGCAAUCACAGGAUUUUUUCCAACGCUGGAAACAACUCAGCCUGCCACAGCAGGAAGCCCAGAAAAUCUUCAAGGCAAACCACGCCAUGGAUUCAGAGGUGACCAAAGCCAAGCUGCUGGGUUUUGGCAGUGCCCUCUUGGAGAAGGUGGAUCCCAACCCCGAUAACUACGUAGGAGCUGGCAUCAUUCAGACGAAGGCUCUGCAAGUUGGAUGCUUGCUGCGUCUGGAGCCCAACGGCCAGGCGCAGAUGUACCGGCUGACCCUCCGCACCAGCAAGGAGUCCGUUUCAAAGCACCUUUGCGAGCUGCUCUCUCAGCAGUUCUGAGGCGUCGGCAGCACCAGAGGAGGGAAGGGAGAAGGCUGUCCCCGCACACCAGCUGCCUCCAUCUGCCCCCUCUGGUUCCCUUCCGGACCGGGGCCUCUGGGAAGACUGUAUUGCUCCCUGCCUGUUGUCGUGAUAACCUCUGUGUUCUCGUUGCCUAGUCCGGGCCAGCACCAAGGGGGGAUGGAUAAGGAAGGAGGGAGCAAAGACAAAAAGCAGUCCCUGGGUUGGAUGAAGUACAAUUGGGGGUGGGAGGGGAGAAAGAGGGCACGUGUCAGUCAAUCCUCCAGGAGUAAUCUUCCUCUUGCUGGGAGGGCGGCCCUUGGAUGAAGCCAGCGUCCCUCCCUCCUGCCUCGUAGGCCUGGUCCACUCUCCUUCAGGUUGAGAUUUGUGGUCUUCGCCCUCGCCCGCCCCUACACAAACACUCUUACGAUGUCAGACUGGCAUUUUUUGGAUUUUGUUUACAACGUUAACCCCUUUUUCCCCCUUCGUGUCCUUCCUUGGGGGUGGCGGGAGGGGGGGGGGAGGAAGUGGCAGAAACACGCCACCCACUCCCGUUUCCUUCCGAGCUGGCCGGAGGGGAAGGGAAAGAGAGAAUGCUCGUCGGGGUUUUUUUUUCUUUGUGUGUGUUCCUUUGCCUUGUGUAUUUUCCUCCGGGCGGCAGGGGCACAUUCUCCCUUUCCUUCGUCAUGGACCAUUCCAGUGUUACAGUGUGUGUAUUUUGUGGGGAAGUUAUCCGAUUCGGAGAACAGGCCCGCCUUCCUGUUCUGUCGCCCCCCCUCCCACCUCACCCCCCAAAAGGAAGCAAGCUGCACAGUGGCGUGGGGGGGGGGAGGGGGUUUGAGGAGCAAAGAGUUAUUCCCCCCAGUCCUUGCCGUUUUUGUAAUGGUAUCCUUAAAAAGCUGUCAGGCCAGGAAGAAGGGGAGAUGGACUCUGGAGUGUUGCCCCCCCAAUGUGUUUUGGGGAAAAAAGGGAGUGGGGAGGGGAGGAUUCAGUUCACGCUAGUUUGGGGGUGUCCCAGCUUCCCGUGCUGGCCCGGGCUCCAUGUUACUCUGCUGUGUAGGUGUUAUCUAGCGCAUCUUAGUUUUAAUCUGGGUUUUUGAAUGCCUGUAUCUUAUCUCCAUGUGACUCUAAUAAAGCCGUGGGGGCGGGGGAGAGCCAGAAUGAAGCCAGGCUGGGCCACCCCCACACCGCUGACUGA